Molecule: messenger RNA, 1791 nt
Organism: Rhizoctonia solani
Lineage: Eukaryota; Fungi; Basidiomycota; Agaricomycetes; Cantharellales; Ceratobasidiaceae
Product: mitochondrial import inner membrane translocase subunit TIM17
Exons: 10
Coding region: 1-1791 (596 amino acids)
Cellular component (GO): peroxisomal membrane
Source: RefSeq, a predicted model, not a curated record
AUGGGCAGAUUUAGUAUCCGCCGUCAUAAACGAGAUCUUUCAGACUCUGCAACUAUCGUCACAGCUGAAGUCUCUAUGAGCCCUUCUCAGAGAUCGAUAUAUGGAUCUAUUACUAGCCCUGGUCCUCGAAAUCGCCUUCAAAAAACUCACCACUCCCCACCAUCUCCGGACGAGAAUCGGGAUGUUCCAAAUGACAUCAAUAAGCGCCCGCAACGCAAACUAUUCAAGAGACUUCGCCAACCUCUACACAGGCGCACAGGGUCAUCCCCUGAGGCAACGAUGGGCGUAAAGCCCCCAGAGCAGAAAUCCCACUCCAACAGUUUGCCCACAUCUCCCAAUCGGCCUUCGGGACUCGGUGGGCGUCGGUACGCUAAUCGUAAUUGGAGUGACAACGAUAUUCGGCCGCCGAUAAGUAGGUUUACAUACGCGUCACCGCGCGGGUCAGUUGGGUCUUCCGCUGAUAUCCUACUAACACCUAUACGGGGUUCUACCGCUAUUAGCGACGAGGAUUUUGUUUUUAUACCUGGUCGGGAAGAUAUAAUUCAAUCUCAAGGUGAAAGGAUCGAAAGCCCUGGGCCAAUGAUACAAAACUUGCCUACUGCAUCCAGUUCGGAGAUGCACCCUCACCCAAUCUUCCUCGAACCUAUAGUGAUCGAGCCUGUGUAUACUCGCGAGGAGGAGCUGUUGCCUUCGGAAUCUAAACCAUUACCACCACCACCCGAGCUGGAACCAUUGAUUCACCCCGAACCUGUACUUGAGCCAGAUCCUGAGAAUGAAGACCCAUCUACCCCCAUGGCACGUUCAUUCACCUCGGAAACUCGGACGAUUACCAACGCGGUCAUGGAAGUCAGCCCGAAAGCACUUCAAGAAACUGUGCUUGUCUUAUCAGCCCCAGAACCCAAGGGAUCCACUUCAAAGCUUUUAGAUGAAAAUCCUGUGGAACCCAUACCUCCAACGGCACAAAAACUGUCUAUCGAACCAGUCACUCCCUCUCCGCUAACUGAAAUAUCCAUUCCACCAACCAACCCUCCGACUGUCACCGAGCCUAGCCCCACCAAGAUACAGGCGUUACUUGGGUGGCUUAUCCGUAAAGGGUUCCGAGACGAUUUUCGUUCGUGCAUGUCAUCUUGGUUCUUGAAGGAGCUGGUAAUCGGAUCCAUGUCUUCCCUAGAGGCAAUUAUCCGUGACCCCAGGUUCCGUGACUACCUUGCAAUCCUCAAAGGUGCACGCAACGGCUUCGUCUAUGGUGUCAAGAUUCGGUUUCCUCACGCCUUGCUUAUGGCUAUUUUGUUCGGGCGAGGAGAUUGGUCACAGCGAGCAAAGACGAUAUUCAAAGCUACCAAGCAGCAUGCUACUAAUCUUGCUAAAUUUGUAACCAUCUACAAGACACUCCUUUUGGUACAGCGACGUGCGAAUGGAGGCAAGGAAAAGAGUGCCGACAGUUUUUUCGCUGGAUUGAUAGGAGGAUACUUGGUCUUUGGGGAUAGGACAGCCAUUAAUGAACAGAUUGUGCUAUACGUAUGCUCCCGAGUGGUUGCCUCCUUCAUUCCCCGAGCCUUUCCUUCGGCCCCACACAAUCCCAAUGCAGACGUUCUCACACCAGCGAGGUCCAUCCCACCAGACUCAAAGAUAUUCUCGGUAUUUGCAGCAGUGUCGUGGGGUGCUGUGAUGUGGUUGUUCAAGUAUCGCCCCGAGACGUUGCAGCCCGGAAUGGCAAACUCGAUGCAGUACUUGUAUAGGGAUUCUGAAGCUUGGAAUAGCUUGAAGACUUUACUGUGGCAUAACAAGUAG